AUGAAAAGACAGAAGAAAAUUGAUCCGGAGAUCGAGAGAAAAAUCGAAUUAAAAACCAGCGAAGACUCUGACGUCGUUCUCGACAGAUGGGAUCGUGAUGGAUUCUCUUGGUCACAAGAAGCCAAUGAUAUUCUCAGUAACAAGUUCCAUCUUGAGACCUUCCGACCACUCCAACGCGCCGCAAUCAACGCAGUGAUGAGUAAAGAGGACGCUGUUGUGAUUCUCAGUACAGGCGGUGGCAAAAGUCUCUGUUAUCAGCUACCGGCACUUCUGGCCAAGGGUCUGACUCUUGUAGUGUCUUCAUUAGUCUCUCUGGUCGAGGAUCAGAUUCUACAACUCAGAAAGUUGGGAAUCGAUGCGUCGAGUUUGAAUGCAAACACUUCGAAAGAGGAGGCGAAACGAGUGGAAGAGGCGAUCACUCGUAAUGAUUCAGAAUUCCGUUUAUUGUAUGUCACACCUGAGAAGCUCGCGAAAAGUAAACGAAUGAUGAAUAAAUUGGAGAAAUCGUUGGCUGUCGGAUUCUUGAAAUUGAUUGCGAUUGACGAGGUGCAUUGUUGCUCGCAGUGGGGACACGAUUUCAGAACUGAUUAUGGAUUUUUGAAUGUGUUGAAGAGACAGUUCAAAGGUGUCCCAAUCCUUGGUCUCACCGCAACAGCCAUCAGUAAUGUGCUUGAUGACGUCAAGGAUAUGUUAGGAAUUCAAGCAGCUUUAGUAUUCCGUGCUGGUUUCAAUCGUUCCAAUUUGAAAUAUCAAGUUCUUCCAAAGAAAGGAAACGAAGACGAGUGUGUAGAAGAGAUCGCCGCUAUCAUCAAAAAGCGAUUUUCGGGAGAAACUGGAAUUAUCUAUUGCUUGUCUAGAAAUGACUAUGUCAGUGAAGAAGCCAAGGCGGCGGUGAAGAUUAUCGAAGAAAAUCUAAACUCUGCGAAAGACGGAAGUGGCCGAAUCACUGGCAACAAACUCGUCGAGCUUCUAGCCAAAAGGUUGAAAGGGAAACGAUCACGAGAAUUUUGUGAGCGACUAAUCGUCUUCCUUCUCCUCGAAUCAUAUCUUCAGGAAGAUUUCCAUUAUACUGUAUACUCGGUUAUCAGUUAUGUAGUCGUUGGAUCCAAGUGGAGAGUGUAUAAUGGACGGGAUGAGAUCCUAAUGACAGUGGAUGAUGAGAAAGGAUCGGUUUCUGCUGCUUCAAGUAUAAAGAGUCGAAAGAGGAAGGCUGUGAUCAGCUCAGACGAAGAUGCAAUUUCAUAA
Messenger RNA from Caenorhabditis remanei, 1245 nucleotides. RefSeq lists its product as uncharacterized. Lineage: Eukaryota; Metazoa; Nematoda; Chromadorea; Rhabditida; Rhabditidae. Gene Ontology annotation, cellular component: cytoplasm; chromosome. Gene Ontology annotation, molecular function: nucleic acid binding; ATP binding; 3'-5' DNA helicase activity. The record is from RefSeq and is a predicted model, not a curated record. The transcript is spliced from 5 exons. Gene Ontology annotation, biological process: double-strand break repair via homologous recombination. The coding region runs from base 1 to 1245 and encodes 414 amino acids.